Magnolia sinica is the source of this 991-nucleotide messenger RNA. RefSeq lists its product as uncharacterized. Lineage: Eukaryota; Viridiplantae; Streptophyta; Magnoliopsida; Magnoliales; Magnoliaceae. The transcript is spliced from 4 exons. The coding region runs from base 121 to 783 and encodes 220 amino acids. The record is from RefSeq and is a predicted model, not a curated record.
AAAAUAAAAAUAAAAUUUUGAUUCUGAUCAAAAGCAAAAUCUCCCUCCUUCUAUCAUUCCUCCUCCUUCUUACCCGAUUCUUGACUUCUGGAAUGAGAUUCUACUCCGAUUAAGCGCGAGAUGGCGUCUUUUCAGAUUGCAAGAUCUCCUUUCCUCGGAUUCUCCCGAAAAUCUAGCCUUUCCUGCUCCUCCCGUUUCAGUUUCUCGAAGAAGAGGAUUUUCCAGCUGCAGAAGCUGCGCCGGUAUUCCAAGCCCUUGGACGGCAGGAAUUCCCCAAUCUGCUGUCGGGUUCAAGAUGACGAAAAGGAACCCAGUAAUGGCGAAGAACCUCCUGAGUCAUUGUUCAUGAAGGAACUGAGGAAAAGGGGUAUUACUCCUACAUCUCUGCUUGAAGAUAGCAAUAGGAGCAGGUAUGGACUCGGUGAAAAGGAGAUUGAGUUGAAGGAAGAUAGUGCGGGCCUCUCAAAGAGAAACGUAGUUUCAACGGACUAUGAGAAGAGCCUAACUAACCAAAGGGAGCGUUCCAUGGCAUUGAACAGUGAAGGCCUUGAGGGUUUGAUUCCACGAGCAAAGUUGCUGCUUACGAUUGGAGGAACAUUCUUUCUGGGGUUCUGGCCUCUAAUCCUUGUAACAAUUGCAUUUUUUUCAGCACUAUACCUUUAUUUUGGUCCGAGUUUCGUCCAUGAUGCAAGCAAGAUUCCAACAGGACCACCACCAUACAUCAAUCCAUAUACGCUACUGGAGGACGAAAGGCUAUCACAAACAGCUCCACAUGUAAAAUGAACACCUGAAACAGUCCACAUACAUCAGAUCUCAAAGUGGUGAUGACAAUGGGUUUUGGUUAGCAACUCUCUACUGCAAUAUUCUUUUGCCCAUGUAAUUAUUUAGCAGCUGUAGACAAGUUCUAUUCCAUCCCAAGUGUAUGUUUAUAACGGAUUUUCACGUGUCUUCUCCAUGAUUAUGGCAGGAAUUUGUUUCAAAAUUUGUAUUA